CGUACCGAUGCUUAUAUAAACACCGGUGAGCAAAAUAAUUGGCGGGCGCUUCCCUGAAGAAGGCUAUGCACCCUCCUUUGAGACUGUUUCUUGACCAGGGACCUUGAACUUGAAGGCGCUGAGGCCUGUACUUGUAUUUCUUCCCUUCCUCCAACUUCAUCUCAUCCGCUCAUUGGAACUAAUGUCUGGUCAAGUCAAGCUUACUCUACGGCCUCCUCCAAAUGUUGAUUUCGUUCACGGAUACCCUGGCAUUCCUCCAGGUGCUGCAGACAGGCCUCAGGCUGCAGUAAAAGGAGCUAUCGAGGUUCGCGCAGGUCCUCAAGGUGUCAAGGCAAAAUGGGUACGCGUGGAGCUGCGUAAAGUCGAAACUUUGCCUGGUGGUGGUAUGCAGAAUACAUUCUAUGAUUUUGUUGGUCCCAGUCCAGUUACCAUCUGGACUGCCAGUGACGAGUACGGAGUCCUACGUUCGCAAGAUUUCCCGUUUCAAAUUCGAAUACCUGAAUCCGUACCCCCAAGUAUCGCUCUGGAAAGUCGAGCUGGAAUCAAGUACGAAUUAUUAGCGAGCGUUUGCACCAAGGGUAAAAAAGGAUUUCUACGGCGUAGAAAAUCAAAUGUCGUCUCCACCCAAACCGCUAUAAUUAUCGACAAGCACGAGCUUCAUUCUACAUGGCCUGUCUAUUGUCAACCAGAAACCCGGCAAAUCACACAUGAAGGUGUCACCCUUACUGUAGAGCGUAAUCAUACCUGCUAUGGACCAGGGGAUCGAAUUUCAGUCAUGGCUACCCUCAAAUCGGAUAGUCUGCACACUAUCCUUCUCCGUGGUUUUGAACUUACCCUCAAAGAGUCGACCAUAUUUCGUGCGGGUCCGUACACCUCGGGCAAGAAGAGUGUACCUCAGGUCCGUGUAGCCGUGGUUGCAGAGACUCGGUUACCUGUCAACUUUAGCUUGUACGGCGGUAUGGUCCAAAAGGCGGAGCUGACUUGCGCCGUCUCACCAAAUCAUACUACUACGACUCUGAACACUGCGAGACAUAUUGAUAUUACGUAUGUCCUCAGCGUAAAAGCAUUAUUGGGUACUGGUCAGCCAUUGGUCAUGGACCUGCCUGUUAUUCUUUCCAAUUGGCAGAGGAACGUCUCUCACGAGGCUAUUCGUCGAAUUGGACCUGCCCCUGGUCUGUCCCUGCUACCCACUACUGCAACCGGUGGGGUUAAUACUGCAAACACUACGACCAGUCAGGUGAAUACUCGACCUCCCAUGACCAUUGAGCGACCGACCACUUCCAGUAGAGGCCCACCAGCCUCUAUUUCUAAUACAACGGGUGGUACCGCAGACAUGUCAUCCAGACCAGAUGAGUUAGGUUACAACACAAACGGGCCGAAAUCAACGAUGUCCACUGUCACCUCUUUUGACGAUUUCAAUAAGCCAACAACCGCAGUAAGGCCCAAUUCUUCCGGGACAGGCGCCAGUGCCUCUACGGGUAAUCAAUUUGUCGGAAACACUUUGAAUCAACAAAUUCGAAAGCCCACCACGCCUGCACCUUCUGCUGUAACGGCAACAAGUAAAUGGCUUAGUGCGGAGGAAGAAAAGAAAACACUGUAUGAACGGGCAAAGGCAAAAGUUGAGGAAACGCAGGCUGGAGCAAUGGCGCAAAACAAUUCAUCUGCUAUUACUCCUCCUGUCAGUGCACCAUCGGCUGCAGCUAAGAAUGCCGGCUGGCUUUCAGCGGAAGAAGAAAAGACUCGACUGUUCCAUAAAGCACAGGAAGCCGCUAGAAAGGCACAGGGUCUCGAUGCAUACUCAGCGUCACCCCCACCUCAAGAUAAUCCACCAGCUGUGACCUCAUCUGCAGCAGGAGGUCCUCAGUACCUCAGUGCAGAGGAAGAGAAGGCCGCUCUCAGACGCUACGAAGAUGCCAAGCGUGCUGUUCAGAGAACGCAGCUCGGAGGAACUGAUGAUGUGGGCUCUUCGUCUUCAUCUUCGGCCUACGUGCCUCCGCCAGUCACAAACGACCUGCCGCCGUCGUUUGAAGCAUCAGUACCAGUGGUUGACGCUCGUACCCAACUUGCAGAAAAGGAACGAUUGCGUCGUGAAUACGAAGCCAGAGAUGCAGCAGCUGUCGCCCAACGACCCUCUGUUGAUAACGUUCCGGCCUACUCGGAAGAUAAUUCUGGAUCACAGCCGCUCACUGGUACCAUUAUUCGAAGUGCCAUUGCCGAGAAGGAAAUGCUCCGCCGGAAGUUUGAGAUGCAAGACGCCCAAGCUGCCGGCUCGCCUUCGCAACCUCCGCGUCAAGCAUCUCCGGUACAAUCCAAAAGCCGGCCUACUCCUGCUCCUCCGUCGUCAACAGUACGUGUUCCCACUGCAGCGGAAGAGAAAGCUAUGCUACGCGCGCGAUUCGAAGCAGAAGAUUCAGCUCCGUCUCACAGUACACCCCCCAUAACCCCACCUCCCCAGAUCAACGGUUACAACUACGUUAAUGGUUAUACAAAUGGCACGCGUGCGGGCCCGUCCACUCCUUCAUUACCUACAUUUACUCCGCCUCCCGCGCCUCCUCCUUUGGCACCAAAGCCCCCUGCGUCUUACAUUCAAGAAACGCAAGAGGAGGAUGCCCGAGUUUCGCGAUAUGUUAACUCGGCCGCUCCAAUUCCUGGCCUUGAUAGCUACUCUAUUUCUAACGGGUCCCUUUCUCGCAACACGUCUGCCAAUGCAGCCAAUGGAUUGGACAUGCAUCCGUUCACGCCAUUUUCUUCUGGAUUUGAUGGAGGGUUGAACCCGAAGCAUAUAGGGCUCACUCCCCCACUUCCUCAAUCCAAUAAACGGGAUUAAACGUAUCUCAUUGGUUCAAGGAGAUCACUUUACCCGCAACUCUACAAAACUUACAAUUCCUUUGACUGCCGUCUACUAAUGUUGUGCUGUAUAGCGUCCGUUCAUUCAUUUUGCUUCCAGUUUUUUUUUCAUCUAUUUUAUUAUUUAUUUCACAAUCUAUACCUAAGUAUUGUCAUUCUGUAUGCUCAAGUAUUAUCUCUGUUUGGAUGCCUAAGUAUCGCAGCCCAAUGCAAAUGUCUUAUGCUUA
Messenger RNA from Lentinula edodes (shiitake mushroom), 3074 nucleotides. RefSeq lists its product as uncharacterized. The record is from RefSeq and is a predicted model, not a curated record. NCBI's taxonomy places the organism in Eukaryota, Fungi, Basidiomycota, Agaricomycetes, Agaricales, Omphalotaceae. Gene Ontology annotation, cellular component: division septum. The transcript is spliced from 9 exons. The coding region runs from base 182 to 2827 and encodes 881 amino acids. Gene Ontology annotation, biological process: division septum assembly.